AUGGCUACCAGUAGCCACAGUGACACAGAUAAAGAAAAUGAUAUUGGAAAGCGAAGAAAGAGGAUAAGCCAACAGGUUUCCCUGGCCAAGCGUAAAUAUGGGUUAUUCCCUGUUUCCACCAGCUCUAGUGAAAAUGAGCUCAGUCAGCCAGGCUCCAGCUCUUCCUCUGAAGAAGAUGAUGGAAACCAGCAACAUAGUAUGCCAAUUCCCUCAUGUAGCAGUGAUGACAAAAAGAUCAUUGCUAAGCAAAGAAAGAGGACAAGCCGACAGGCUUUCUUAAAGCCGGGGAAGAAGAGAGCGACACUGGCCAAACGGAAAUAUGGGUUAUUCCCCAUUUCCAGCAGCUCUAGCGAAAAUGAACUCAGCAGCCAGUCAGCCUCCAGCUCUUCCUCUGAAGGAGAAGAGGAUGGAAACCAGCAAAAUGCCAUGUCUCUUCCCUUAGGUAGCAGUGAUGAUGAAAUUGUUCUAAUUGAGACUUCAGCCACACUGCAAACCCAUGGCAACAAUGAAGAAGACAACAUUAACUCCACUGACAGCGAGGCAGAAAGUAUGACCGUCAGUGAAAUUAACAGAUCUCGUUCUACCAUUGAAAACUUGCGAUCUCCCUGGGGCCAAAGUUCGAAUUCUGCUUCUAGUCAGGGUUCAGCCAUUGUACAGCCUAUCAGAGGACAUGCAACUGAAGUGGUGGACCUAACUUUAGAGGAAGAUGAUACUGGAAGGAUUACGGACACUUUAAAUAAUGACACUGCAGCCAUGCUGCAAUUACCAUCACUCUCCACUGAAUAUUCACCCAGUGAAGCAUCAUCACAGAAUGCCCAUUCAAGUUUGUAUACAACUCAAAGUCAGAAUUUUCCACUGCACCACCAUCAUAGAUCUGACUCCACCGCUCCGGUUGCACUACCUUGGGAAAGACCAAGCAGCUCUUCUGCCACCUAUCAUAAUCUGCAAUCCUUGCCUAUGCAUCUUGUUAAUGAUAUGAGAAACCAUCAGGUGCAGCAUCCAACAGGUGCUCAUGAGCACAUUGCUCCACAUCCGUACAGAAUGCCACACACAUCACAUCCCAGGCAGGCGUCUGUGAAUACAGCUCCAUAUGGAAUAAGACACUUGCACUCACAUUUAGCUUCAUUUCAUCCACCUGCAAGUUUUCACCACUUGCCGAUUUGGAACAUUCCCUUCAUGGGGCAAAUUCAUCUUCAAAGCAUUCUUGCACAUGUGAACCCGGGAGCUUCACAGGCGAUAAUUGAAAUGUGCACAUAUCCAUACAAAUAUCAGAAGAGAAUUGUGCAUGGCGCACAAGAGAGAGAACACACCAAUGAAGAAAAAUGUUCAAUAUGCAUUUCAACAUUAGAAGAAGGCGAGAAUGUCAGGCGUCUCCCCUGCAUGCACCUAUUUCACAGAGGGUGUGUGGACCAGUGGCUUUCUACAAACAAAAAGUGCCCCAACUGCAGAUUGAACAUAGAGCAUCAGCUCCGUAUGCAUAUGUAA
Messenger RNA from Pseudophryne corroboree (corroboree frog), 1485 nucleotides. RefSeq names its product E3 ubiquitin-protein ligase Arkadia-like. NCBI's taxonomy places the organism in Eukaryota, Metazoa, Chordata, Amphibia, Anura, Myobatrachidae. Bases 1 to 1485 code for a protein of 494 amino acids. Gene Ontology annotation, molecular function: ubiquitin protein ligase activity. Gene Ontology annotation, cellular component: nucleus. The record is from RefSeq and is a predicted model, not a curated record. The transcript has a single exon.